AUGACGUUUGUUGAGGGCGACAAUUAUGCUAGUAGUAGUAAACUGAGUAACGAGGCUAAAGACGCAUUUUCCGAAAUCAAUAUCAACCCAGACCGAGAGGCGGCGGAACUGGAAGCGGCGACCCUGCGGGACUCGCCAGGCAUAGUGGUCUAUUCAGAUGCAUCAGGACACCAUGGCCAACUGGGAGCGGCAGCAGUGGCCCUAAAGGAUAACUUGGAAGUGGCAGUCAGACGGAAGAUCUGCGUUGGACCCAUGGAGCACUGGUCUGUCUACGCAGCUGAACUCAUUGGGAUAUUCUACGCUAUCAGCCUGAUCCUCAAGCUGGCCCAUAAAAGUCAACGCAACCAGAAAUCAGCCACAAUCUUAUCCGAUAGCAUGUCAGCCUUACAGGCUAUCAAGAACCCAUCGAAUCAAUCAGCGCAGCGAAUCAUCCACGCGAUCCUCCAAGUAGCACGGGAGCUAGCUGCCCGGGGGAUCCCUAUCCGGCUCCAGUGGAUCCCUGGACACUGUGACGACCCGAGCAACGAUGCAGCCGACCGUAGUGCUAAAGAGGCUGUGGGCCUCAGGAAAACACAUCCCAUCUGCCAUCUGCUGUCUCGCGAGAGAUGCAAGAUCCGCCAUCAAACUCACCAAAAAUGGAAACAUGAAUGGAUCACAUCCAAGGUGGACACCGACGUCAUAUUGAUCCAGCCCCUCAGUCUAUGUUUCGAAGCCGCAGGACAAGGGGACCGCCAGGAAGGGAAUCACGGCGCGAAGGCCACGACAGGCCUUGACGAGGCUCAAAGUUUGUCCUCCAGCGACAUCCGCAUCCUGCCCAUAGAAGGCCCAGCUACGACUACCCUUGGGUUGUCUAUCCUCAAGCCAGCAGCGUAUGCAAUUUGGGAGAGGAUCCGUGCAUCGCUGAACGAUAAGCUUAAACGCAUAGGUGUGCAGAAUUGUGCUUUCCCGUUAUCAUCAGUCGAGAAUACAGGGGUCAGCGGCGACAACAGAUAUGACGAUAAUAGAUAUGCACGGAGGGAUACUGAGCCCAGACUACGCGAUCAGACGAGCACAACAUCCAUGAUCUGCUCGUACUAUGCCAGGUGGAUCGCAAGCCCUCAUGACUUCCCACUUCGACUGAAUCAGUGGACGACAGCAUUCAGGUCGGAGCCCUGGCCGCAGCAUUUUCUCAGGUGCCGUGAGUUUCUCAUACAAGAAGCACAUACGGUGCAUAAGACGCAGUAUGAUGCCCAUUCAGAGAUGCUGCAGGUUCUUGAUCUCUACACAGCUCUUUAUGAAAAGCUUUUGGCUGUUCCACUUCUCAAGGGUCAGCAAGGCAACGCUAAUAAUCUCGACGAAACUCAAACAGCUGUCCUAUUUGGUCUUAUUCCUACUCUUCAACAAUGCAUCCAAGCUGGUGUCUGCCACGAGCUAGGCCAGCAUAUGAGCAAGGAGUAUAGUAUUACUAUCUCUGAGUACCCUGGUGACCUGCAGAACAAUGCGAGCUCUACGCUACACGUGUGGCAGAACUCGUGGAGCUUUUCUAUCCGUGCUAUUGGUCUGAUGAUAGCUACGCAUGGCGACGACCGGGGCCUAGUUCUUCCACCUUACAUUGCUGAAACGCAAGUGGUUAUAAUUCCUUACCAGGAUACACACAAUCCACACGACCAUCAGAGGCUUUACGCCGAGAUCUUUUCCAUUCAAUCCACUUUGACUUCUCUGGAUAUUCGUGUUACAGCAGAUCUGCGCAACUGGUGUUCCACUGGCUGGAAGGUGCAAGAAUGGGUAACCCGCGGCGCUCCACUACGCCUAGUUGUCGGGUCGGAGGAGCUGGCCGGUCGAUAUGUCACCAUCUAUCGGAGAGAUCUUCCCAAGUCAGAAGAGAGAACUACCAUGUCUCUUUCUCAACUCCCCACUGGUAUCUCGGAACUCCUCAAAACUAUGCAUAAGGGCCUCUUCGAGAAGGCCCAAAACACCCUUCGCUCGCGUCAAAGACAAGUUACCGACUGGAAUGAAUUCGUCGAAAUACUUUGUAACAGGAAGACGGCUUGUAUCUGCUUGGUUCCUCAUUGUCUGACAAAAGACUGCCAACAACGGAUUGAGAGUUCUAGGAGCGAACUUGCUGCUGAGAACGAUACUGAUUUUGAGGUUAAACCAGUGGCGGCUUCAGUCAAAUUCUUAUGCAUGCCUUGGGACCAGCCUUCUGACGUCCAUGUAGGGGACGUUUCUAAAUGCAUCAAUCCCGAAUGUAUUCAUAAGGCAAAUAAAUGGGCUAUGUUCGGAUUUAAAUGCGAAUGA
Aspergillus affinis is the source of this 2277-nucleotide messenger RNA. RefSeq lists its product as uncharacterized. The transcript is spliced from 7 exons. Gene Ontology annotation, cellular component: aminoacyl-tRNA synthetase multienzyme complex; cytoplasm. Lineage: Eukaryota; Fungi; Ascomycota; Eurotiomycetes; Eurotiales; Aspergillaceae. The record is from RefSeq and is a predicted model, not a curated record. The coding region runs from base 1 to 2277 and encodes 758 amino acids. Gene Ontology annotation, biological process: prolyl-tRNA aminoacylation. Gene Ontology annotation, molecular function: nucleic acid binding; RNA-DNA hybrid ribonuclease activity; proline-tRNA ligase activity.